CUUUGAUUAGGACAUGUAAACACACGCAAACAAACAGUGUAAGUAGUUACUUCUGAGGAUAGUUUACAGGUGAAGGCAUUUAAAUUUUCUCGUGGCUCACGUUUGCAUUCUGAUAUAAACUAUUUAGCACUCUUGGAAACUGCUCAUGUUUUAUGCUUACUAAUUGUCAUUCUGUCUUUUUAGGGGUUGGGAACAAGUUACUAAUUGUCACUAAAUUAAGAGUUGUAAUCCCAUCUUCUACUCAAUUCUGUCAUUUUCUCUGAAACUACCAUUUUCAUGUGCGUGUGUGUGUGGCAGGCUCUUCACCAUGACCUGAGAAGACGCUCUCUACACCUUGAAAUGCCGGGAGUCACAAGCAAACAUCAGACGAAUCUACAGCAAAAUUAUUCUCUAACGUAUCUAGCAUUGGUUCUUUGUGAAGUUCCUGAGUCCUAUGAAGCACAUAAGAAGCAGAAAAACCGUUGGCAUUCAGGACCUAUGCAGCUUUUUUGCUUGUGCCUUGGUGCAAUCUUAACCUCUAAGAUAGCUAUAUGGAAGAAACCGAAUCUGAUACUACUCUUCUUCCUUCUUAGAAAACCAUUCUUCCUUUCUACUCCUUCACAUUGUUCUGCAUUAUCCUUCUACUCACAAUGUUUGUACCAGAAGCUGAGCUUCCCGUUUGGGAUCAUCUGCUACAUACCGGUUUUCAUGUCUUUCCUCAUCCUCUUCCCAUCUCCAAAGUCUUUCCCUUUCAUCGUCCCUUACCUUUUGUAA
Eruca vesicaria subsp. sativa (arugula) is the source of this 753-nucleotide messenger RNA. Lineage: Eukaryota; Viridiplantae; Streptophyta; Magnoliopsida; Brassicales; Brassicaceae. The record is from the annotation of a GenBank genome assembly.